AUGAACGGCUGUCACACCAGCGCAUAUACCUGGAAUUUCCUACUCGCAACGGCGGGGGUCGUGGCCGCGCAGUCUGGCAGCGACUCUCGCUCCUUUGCCGCAGCAGUUCAGAAUAUCAAUGGCAUGAGCUCCAUAUUCUCGCUCAUCCCCGUCCUCACAGGCAAAGUGCAGAACAUUAAGCUCAUCGCGGCGCGUACAUUCCCAGGCUCCCUGGCACUGGCGGGUCUCGGUGCGGGGCGCGUGCUGACGAAGCUGCAGGUGGGCAUGUUGCUCUUCAGCUGCGAGCUGUACCGCAAUGUCGUGGGCGAGUUCUCGUACCGUCACAACGAAUAUGUCAACGUGUUCUCCCCGAGCCUCAUCCAUAUUCCCACCGGCACCCCGGAACGCCAUGCGUCGAAUGUGAUCAUUAAUCAUAACCCGUCUGAGGAUUGUAUGGUCGAAGCGUGGUUCCAGACGCAAGGACGCCCUGCGCAGGUGGAGCUGUACCAGACAGGCAAUGAACGGACCUUCCUUGGCAUGCUCGUGUACAUGCUGAUCUACUCCAUGGAGACGUUCCUCGGUCUCCGCACAGCAGCUACUAGGACAAGGCUAGUUUUGAUAGGCAUGCAGGCCACUGCUGCACUGUCUUGGAUGUGUGCCGUUUGUAUCCUGUAG
Molecule: messenger RNA, 654 nt
Organism: Sparassis crispa
Lineage: Eukaryota; Fungi; Basidiomycota; Agaricomycetes; Polyporales; Sparassidaceae
Exons: 1
Coding region: 1-654 (217 amino acids)
Source: RefSeq, a predicted model, not a curated record